AUGCCUGCCCCGAUCCCACGCAUCUCCCCCGAGCUUCUGAGUAACAUCAUCUUUGGUGUGGUCAUGUUCUUCAUCGCCCUGUACGCUGUUUGGCAGACCCACCGAGCAAAUAGUCAACAUCCAGAAUCUGCCAUCGCACUUCCUAGACGGCAGACCGACGCCUCAGACCAGGUCUGA
This is a messenger RNA of Fonsecaea multimorphosa CBS 102226, 177 nucleotides long. RefSeq lists its product as uncharacterized. The record is from RefSeq and is a predicted model, not a curated record. The transcript is spliced from 2 exons. The coding region runs from base 1 to 177 and encodes 58 amino acids. Lineage: Eukaryota; Fungi; Ascomycota; Eurotiomycetes; Chaetothyriales; Herpotrichiellaceae.